CCCCAGAAGAGGUAUGUCCUAUUAAAAUCGUGGAAUCGCUCGACCAAUCAAAUUUCUUCGUUGGGACCACCGCUGUCACCGCAGCCAAUCGCGUGUCGGGAAACAGAGCUCGGGCUCAACAGCUUGUUGUUCGUGAAUCGCUUUGCAGCCCGAGAGAGGGGAAGCAGCCGCGGCCGCGUAUUGAUCCACAGUCUUUCGAGCUGGACUCCCUCGAAUAGCCGUAAAGAUGAAGGCAGCAGACGAGCCUGCCUACCUGACGGUGGGGACGGAUGUCAGUGCCAAGUACAGAGGAGCCUUCUGCGAGGCUAAAAUCAAGACUGUGAAACGCAUGGUGAAGGUCAAGGUGACUCUGAAAGGUGAAAGUACGUCCCAGGUGGUGCAGGACGACCAGGUUAAAGGACCCCUGAGGGUGGGCUCCACUGUGGAGGUGAAGACUAACGAGGGUUUAUCCAGCGAGGCCGUCAUCAGUAAGCUGACAGACGCCAGUCUCUACACUGUGGUGUUUGAUGACGGAGAUGAGAAGACUCUCCGUCGUACGUCUCUGUGUCUAAAGGGAGAGAGACAUUUUGCAGAGAGUGAGACGUUGGACCAGCUGCCGUUGACCAACCCGGAGCAUUUCGGCACUCCGGUCAUCGGCAAGAAGUCAAACCGUGGUGGACGGCGUUCAUCCCAGGCUGUGGCUGACGAGGAGAAUGAGUCUACAUCCAGUGAAGAUGAGGAGGAGGACAGGCGGAGGCUGAAUGAUGAGCUGCUGGGGAAAGUGUGCAGCAUUGAGAACGAGGAGGAGCCCAGCAGCUGGUACCUGGCUCUGGUGGUGUCUCCAAGCUGUAACGACGAGCUGGUGGUGAAGAAGGAUCAGUGUCUGGUCAGAUCAUUCAGCGACUCCAAGUUCCACACGGUGGCGAGGAGACACGUCCACGCCGUCAACUCCAUCAGCAUUGCCAGGUCUGAGUUCUCCAACAGGAGAGGUUUUGAAGCAGCCCAGAUAUUCCUGAGGAGCCGGGAGGUUCCAGAUCUGUGGAAGAUGGACAUGAGUCAGAUCCUGGACUCGUCCUCCAGUGACGAUGAGGACGAUGAAGAAGAGAAGGAGAGUGAUGACGAGGAGGAGGACGAAGAGGAGAGCAAAAAGAAGAAACACAUAAAGGAUGAGCCGGAAGAGGAACCAGACCCAGAGGAGAGAGACCACUUCCUGCAGCAGCUCUACAAGUUCAUGGAGGACAGAGGGACUCCCAUCAACAAACCACCAGUGUUGGGUUAUAAAGACCUGAACCUCUUUAAGCUCUUCAGACUUGUCUAUCACCUGGGAGGCUGCCACAAGAUUGAGUCUGGGACAGUGUGGAAGCAGGUCUACAUGGAUCUGGGGAUCCCCGUUCUGAACUCUGCUGCAUCCUAUAACGUCAAGACGGCCUACAGGAAGUACCUGUAUGGUUUUGAGGAGUACUGCCGCUCCGCCUCCAUCACAUUCAGGACCAUCCAUCACAACAACCCCCGCCCUCCCACCAUACCAGCCAAUGAGACUGCAGGGGUGGAGCUUAAAGAGCCCUCCACGCCACCGGUGAAGGCGGAACCUGUGGAUGACAAGAGGGAGGAAGUAGAGUCAGAGAGUGAGAGCGAGAAGGAGGAGGUCAAGGAGAGGCAGUUGUCACCGAGGGGGAGGAGGAGGUGUGUGGGGAGUCAGGUGAAGGCAGAGAGAGAGUUGUCCUCCAGACCAGAGAAAAGAGGAGGAGGAGGAGGAGGAGGAGGAGGAGAGAACAGUGAGGAGCAGAGGGACGUGAGGAGACGCAGCAACAGAAGAAUGGACGACUCGGAGAAAGGCUCUGAGGAAGAGGAGGAGGAGGACGACGAUGAAGAGGAGGAGGAGGGGGAGAGGAGGAGAGGAGACAGGAGUGAGGAUGAGGAGGAUGGAGACUCUGUCACGGGGACGAAGGUCAGGGUGAAGUACGGCAGAGGAAAGACUCAGAAGAUCUACGAGGCUCACAUCAAGAAGACGGACAUAGACAACGGAGAACAGUUCUACCUGGUUCACUACUACGGCUGGAACGUCAGGUACGAUGAGUGGGUGAAGGCCGACAGAAUCAUCUGGCCCAUGGAGAAAGGAACAAAGAAGAGGCAGAGGAAGAAGGUUAAGAGCAAAGACGAGGUGGAGAAAGAGAGAGAUAAAGAUGAAGAGAAGCCGGCGUUGAAGCCAACGGGAGCGAAGCGUGGUCGUCCUCAGAUCAGAACCACACCAACCGGCUCGGCCGGCCGCAGCGUCUCCAAAACACCGAGCAACGAGGGACGAUCCAACGGCAAGGGCAGCAGGACGGAGAUAUCGUCCAACAUGGCCAAUGGAGACAACACUCCUCGCAGGAGAACCAGGAGAAUGUCGGGCGUGUACGACUCAGACAGAGGGUCCAACGAGGAUUCUGGGAACUCAUCAGACGACAGCGAAUCAGAAGACCCCCCUGAUAAAAAGCCGUUGCCAUGGCGAGGGAGGACUGAAGCCCCACACUGCCAGGAGGAGGAGGAGGAGGAGGAGGAGGAGGAGGAACCGGAGGAGGUGAAGGAGGAGGAGGAGACGAGCGAGGUCGCUAACAUCGCGACACCUGCCCACAACUCUGCCGCCACGGAAACGACAAGUCAGCCGCCUGCUGCUGCCGCGCCGCCGUGUCCCAGCAUACCUCAGGAGAAAGCUGACAAAAUGCUGAGCCAAUCAGAGAAGGAGGAGGCGGAGCUGGGGGAGGAGCCCGCAGAAGAAUCUGCCGUGGUGCCCGUUCACCUGGAUAAGGAGAACAAAUCGUCUCCGGUGCAGAAAACGACAUCUCCUGGACAGGAAGCGCUUGCCAAAAUGUCUCCCAGCAGGACGUCUCCUUCCCCCGACAAGAUCAACAAAAUGUCUCCUGCUGCUGCAGAUAAACACAAGAUGUCUCCUGAGAAGCAGCAGCAGCAGCAGCAGCAGCAGCAGCAGCAGCAGGUGUCCUCCCCUUUACCUCCUGCAGAGGAGGAGGACAGGUGCACUCCUCUGUCCUCCCCCAGGCUCAAAGGUCGCAGGGCAAACCUCAGGGAGACGGGCUCUGAAACUCCGCCCAGAAUCCCCCUCUGCACGCCCAGCCCCAACCCCACCCCUGCCCCCGCCGCCAGCCCCUCCCACUCGGCGGCACUGUCGUCUCCUCCUCGCGGUGUCCUAAAGAGACAGGACGAGCCCAUGGUGGUCCUUCGCUGCCUCCCCACCGAGCACCUCCCUCCUGAGUCUACCGCAGUGGACUCCGACACCGACUCUGCCACUGAGGAGGAGCAGGAGGAGGAGCAGGAGCAGGAGCAGGAGGAGGAGGAGGAGGAGGAGGAGGAAGAACAAGAAGAGGAGGAGGAGGAGGAGGAAGAGGAAGAAGAGGAGGAGGCUGGGUUACCUGAGGUGAGGUGCAGCUUGGCACUCAAACGAAAAGCAGCAGAGCAGAGAGCAGCGGACAAGAAGCUCCGCCCCGACAAGAGGCAGGAGGAGGCCACCUCCCCCAAAACUCCCGUCCCCAUACCCAAGACAGCAGCCGGAGCUUCCCCCAAAACCCUCCCCUCACCGCUCCGCCCAGAGAGGAGGAGUGAGGGGGUGAUGAAGACAGAAGACUGGCCCUGUCCAGCAGAUGAGACGCAGAGGGAGGUGUCAGUGGAGCAUUUGACAGGUGGAGCCACGAAGGAGCCAGAAGUGCAUGCUGGGACCCCUCCCCUUGCUCCGGAGGCUCAGGGCCCCUCCCCCGCGGAGGAGCUGGAGCCGCAGAUCGGCCCUGAGGCGCUGGUCUGCCAUGAGGUGGACCUGGAUGACCCCGACGAGAAGGAGAAGCCCGUCUCCUCCUCAGAGCACCUCCUUCUGCUGAUGAGGGAGCAGCAACAAGCUCCGCCCCCGCUGCCUCUCCACCUCCACGCCUCCCUCCCCUCCCCCCACACCCCUCACCUCCCCCAGGCUCAGGUGAGGCCCUUCCUCCUGGCCGCCGCUCCCAGCUCCACCCCCUGCCCCGAGGAGCUCCACCCGACGAGGAGCGCUGCCGAGGAGGAGAGAGGAGCAGCGAGCGGGGAGCACGAGGGAGACUCCAGUCCUGGGUUUGAUGGCAGCGCCUCCUCCUCCUCCACCUCCCUGCUGUCACUGCAGGAGAACAAGGACAGAGGUCAGAAGAGGGUGAUGGACUGUAACUCCAGCCCGUCGGCCAAAAAGCAGAAACGCAACCAGAAACGACCAAACACGCCGGGGAAGGUGGAGAAGAACGGAGCAGGCCACAGCAGUGACAGCGAGGACCAGUCUCGUCUGUCGUCUCUGUCUAAGUCUCAGAAGACUCGCUGUCCUGGUUUGUCGUCUCCGUCUUCUCACAGUAAAGACAAACAGAACUUCCCCUCCCCUCAACGCACAUACAAGUGGACCUUCCAGCUCGAUGAGUUGGACAGCAUGUCGAGCACAGAAAGGAUCUCCUUCCUGCAGGAGAAGCUGCAGGAGAUCAGGAAGUACUACAUGACGCUGAAAUCAGAGGUCGCCUCCAUCGACAGACGCAGGAAGAGACUAAAAAAGAAGGAGAGAGAAGUGUCGAACACGACGGCGUCGACCUCGUCGGGCUCCUCAGACACAGGUAUGAGUCCGUCCUCGGCCUCGCCCACUCAGAACACGGUCGCCGUGGAGUGCAGGUGAUGACACGCCCACCCAGGCCCCGCCCGCCCACCUCCUUCCGCUCGACCCCGCCCCCUCCAGCCGCUGACUCCGCCCGCUCCGCCAGCUCUAAGGGCACGAUGGGAAAAAAAGUUUAAACCUCCCUCCAGGUGAGAGUUCGUCGACUGAGGCGGUGGCUAAAGGGAACACGCGUCACUCCUCUAAAUAUGGCCGUGGGUGGGGGGGGGUUGCUCCCACCUGACCUUAGCUGCAUCCCCUCACCUAUGGACUUACUUCCUGUUCAAGGGGACGAACGUGACAGAAAAAUCAGCUCACCAUCUGUUCAGCCGCCACAGAGCACUUCUCUUUUCACCUCCUCCCUCCCUCCCUCCCUCCGGUGCGUCCUCAGUACUUCUGCUCAGUGUCUGCUAAUUUCAUAAUAAAGUGGGGGGGUGUCAGAGGUCACCUGUGUUGAGUGUUUCCAGCAGCAGCACAGCUCAUUAUGCAAAUUAUUUUCUGUCUUUUUUUGAAUUUUUUUAAGAAAACAGAAAAUAUUAUUUAGAAAAAAAAAAAAAAAGGUUUCCCAACUUCCUGCUGUGAGUGUUUUUUGGUCUUUUUAUA
Molecule: messenger RNA, 5224 nt
Organism: Xiphias gladius (swordfish)
Lineage: Eukaryota; Metazoa; Chordata; Actinopteri; Istiophoriformes; Xiphiidae
Gene: arid4a
Product: AT rich interactive domain 4A (RBP1-like)
Exons: 25
Coding region: 227-4645 (1472 amino acids)
Biological process (GO): regulation of transcription by RNA polymerase II
Cellular component (GO): nucleus
Molecular function (GO): transcription cis-regulatory region binding
Source: RefSeq, a predicted model, not a curated record